GUCUUAGAUCUUCUGGAGAAUGGCAAAGUCAAGGUCGACUGCUGUGACCAACAGGGACGUACAGCCCUCGAGAUGGCCGUCACCGGAGAUGACGUUGAUGUCGUCUGCUACUUGUUGGAAAGAUCGUCCGCUCGGCACAUUCACAAGGUGCGUCCAAGCCAGUGUCAAUGUCAGUGAGUUGACACGGUGUCAAUGUCAGUGAGAGAACACGGUGUCAAUGCCAGUGAGGUGGCACGGUGUCAAUGUCAGUGAGAGAACACGGUGUCAAUGUCAGUGAGAGAACACGGUGUCCCUGCUCCUAAAAUUGCUUCAGUGACGACUCUACAUGUAAUAGUUUUAAAUACACCCGUUGAAUGGGUCAUCAAACAAGUUUGAAAAAAAUAUUAAGUAGAAAAAAACAAUCAAACUUCAUAGUUUCAUUGAAUCAUCGUUAAAGCCCUUCAGAUACUGGGAAAUGAAAUCGUUUCCUUUGCUUUUGUUGUCAACCUAAGGCAAUCUAUCCUUGCAGGCCAAAUUAUCUAAAUAGAAACUAAAGAAGAAGAAGAAGAAAAAAAAAUACUUUUUUUUUAAACCGAUCCUUGUUCGUCUCAAGUUAUCCAUUAUUUUAAAAUAUUUUUUUUUAAAUUAAGUAACUUAAAUGAAACAAAUUAAUUAAAAAAUUUAAUUAAUUUUAAAAAAAAUAAUUAAAAAUAAUAAUAAUAAUAAUAAAGUAAAAAAAUAAGAAAAUAUCUUUAAAAGGCAAAAAGAGGUCGGGUGUUAAUUCAAAGAGAAACAAACCCAGAUCUUUGAGAUUAGAAACAGAGAGCUUGCGUCAGAGACAAAUUGGGUCAGGCCUUGAGCCGUAGGCAGGCACUGGAAUCUGUUAACUCUUUAUCUCUCUCUCUCUCUCUCCCUCCCUCUACCUCUCUCUUUCAACACACACAUCUUUUAGCACCGUCUCAACCACAAAACAUCAUCUUCAACACCUCUCCACGUCCUGCUACUCCUCCAAUAGCCCCCCCCCUCUUCCCUCCUAACACCAUUUUCCGCAGGGAUGCGCCGCUGAUCACUAUAUUAGUUUGUCAAUGUAUUCCAGGAGGCCAACGUCAUUGAUCGUUGAUCUGGAAACGUAAAGAUUUCAAUGACCACACAUUUCUUUAAUUUGUUUAAUUUUAAUUUUUUCCGGGGUGAAUUCACGACGACUCCAUGAGGCCAAGGCUUGAUGACUCCGUGGCUCUACGACUCCAUCACUCCACGACCCCAUGACUCUAUGACUCUACGACUCCCCCAUCUUGGCUAUUAUUUACUCAGGUUUUAAAUCAUUACAUGAAUACGUCAUCUCUUCCAUACACCCCCACCCCGUUCUCUCCCCCCCCCUCCCAGGCCCUCUUGGCGGCAGCCGAUAAUGACAUGGAGAGAAUCUGCGAGCUGAUCCUUGACCACCCUCUCUACAGGGAGAGUGUCAGGAGGGAGACGGAGAGGCAGGCUGCGGAGUUAGUGGGAGAGGAGGGAGUCGCCUUCCUGGAGGAUGUCAACACAGAGUCGAAAUUUUCUCACGCUAAUCUCAGUAAAUUAUUGCUUGAGGUAAUGUAAACAAAUAGUUACUUGGGUGGGGGUAAUGUUAACAAAUAAGUAAGUGGAUGGGGGUAAUGUUAACAAAUAUUUACUUGGGUGGGGGUAAUGUUACCAAAUAAAUAAGUGGAUGGGGGUAAUGUUAACAAAUAUUUACUUGGGUGGGGGUAAUGUUAACAAAAAGGUAAUGUAAACAAAUAGUUACUUGGGUGGGGGUAAUGUUAACAAAUAAGUAAGUGGAUGGGGGUAAUGUUAACAAAUAUUUACUUGGGUGGGGGUAAUGUUAACAAAUAAAUAAGUGGAUGGGGGUAAUGUUAACAAAUAUUUACUUGGGUGGGGGUAAUGUUAACAAAUAAAUAAGUAGAUGGGGGUAAUGUUAACAAAUAAAUAAGUGGAUGGGGGUAAUGUUAACAAAUAUUUACUUGGGUGGGGUAAUGUUAACAAAUAGUUACUUGUGGGUAAUGUUACCAAAUAGUUACUUGGGGGUAAUGUUAACAAAUAGUUACUUGGGUGGGGUAAUGUUAACAAAUAGUUACUUUGGGGUGGUAAUGUUAACAAAUAGCUACUGGGCGGUGAUGUUAAUAAAAUAGCUUCGAGAUGUAUUGUUAACAAAUAGCCACUGGAUGUGAUGUUAACAAUUAGUCACUGGGUGUAAUGUUAACAAAUAGUUACAGGAUGUAUUGUUUACAAAUAGUAAAUAGAGGCAAUGUUACAAGAUCAGUACUGGAGGUACAGUUAACAGGUAGUUACUGGAGGUAAAUUUAACAAAUGGUGGAUGUAAUGCGCAUAUCUCUUACUGGAGGUAACGAUAACACAUAGUUGCUGCGGGAAGUGUUAACUAACAUAUACUGGAAGUAAUGUUAACAAAUAGUUGAUGUAUUGUUUAGAUCUCUUACUGAAUGUAAUGUUAACAAACUCUUACUGGAGAUAGUGUUAACGCAAUGUUACUGUGGUACUUUUAACAUGUACACUUACAUGAGUAAUUGUAAUAAAUAGUUUCUGGAGGCAAUGUUUAAAAAAAAUUUACAUGGAGUAAUUUUAACAUUACUAGAGGAAAAUGUAUAAAUGUUUUAUCGGAGGUAAUGUAAACUGUUUGGUAUCUUGGAAGAUGUUUAAAAAAAAUCGUUACUCUGGUUAGGAUAUUUUUUUAACUUAAUUUUUUUUUUUUUUUUUUUUUUUUUUAUUUAUUUUUUUUUUUUUUUUUUUUUUUUUUUUUUUUUUUUUUUGAAUUGAAUUUUUUUUGUUUGUAAAACAAACAUUAAAAUAUACUGUUGAUAGUUUGGAGUUCAGGGUUCUCACAUUCGGUAACGUAACGAGACCCACCACCACUUCAAGUAGUAGUGUUUUGUAAACGGCACUAGUGGGGAAAUAGAGACAAUGUAUUUUACAAUCUUAACUAAACCUGCAUCCAAAAGGUAGGUAGUCAACAGUGUCAUUACGUCAAAACAAGUAGUUAACUAACACAAUACAUGUUGUUGCUGUUGUUGUUUUCCCACAUAAAGUGAAUCGUUACCCCGCGUUAUAAGGUGCCCAGAAAUAUGUAUCAAGAUGCUAAUAUACAAAUGCAUCUAAUUUUGAAAGAGUGUACAUCAAUUAAAAACCCAUUUAUAAGUGGUAUUUGGAGUCUAAUGUUUUAACCGUGAUUAAUAAAUAUGUGUACUCUCUACUCCAAGACAGCUAUAUUUGACAGAAUUCAUUUGGAAUCUUUUAUAAAUGUUCAGUUCAAUGCGAACAAAACUACACACUGCUUAAUUUCAUAUGUAUAAGUUCUGUUGAGAGCGGCCAAGAUUUUAAGUUCAGUGCUAGCAAAACCACCGGCUGUUUCCAUAUGGACAAGUUCUGUUAAGAGCGGCAAAGAUUUUCAGUUCAGUGCUAACAAAAUCCCCCCCCCCCUCUCCCGCUGUUUCCUUCCCAUGGACAGGUUCUGUUGAGAGCGGCCAAGAGAAAUAACUUCCAGAUCGUCAAGAAGAUCAUGAUGUGCGGUGUCUUCCUGGAGGAGCCCCACGACUACUUCUGCGCAUGCACCGAGUGCACUGAUGGGAGACGGGAGGACUUCAAGGUCGGACGAUUAAGUUUUUGUGUGUGGUGAAACUGGAGACACAGGGAAGGGAGAUGAGUCUGGGGCCGGGGGGAGGCGCUAGUUUGCAUGGGAAGAAUUCGAUAUCCUAUGAGAUCAAAAGUAAUAAUUAUAAGUUUAGAAAUAGAUGCCCCCCCCCCUCAAAAACGUUUAUGUGGCGAGGUCUCUCCAACAGGUGUACACGACACGGAGACUGGACACCUUCACAGCCCUGGCCAGUCCGGCAUACAUUGCCCUGACGGCAGAAGACCCCAUUCUGUUCGCCUUUAAUCUCAGCAGGAAAUUUAGACGACUGGCUGAGAUUGAGGGGGAGUACAAGGUGAGUUGAGGGGGAGUACAAGGUGAGUUGAUGGGGAGUACAAGGUGAGUUGAUGGGGAGUACAAGGUAAGAGGAUGGGGAGUACAAGGUGAGUUGAUGGGGAAUGCAAUGUGAGUUAAGGGGAGUACAGGGUGAGAGGAUGGGGAGUACAAGGUGAGUUGAUGGGGAAUGCAAGGUGAGUUAAGGGGAGUACAAGGUGAGUUGAUGGGGAAUGCAAGGUGAGUUAAGGGGAGUACAAGGUGAGUUAAAGGGAGUACACGUUGAGUUGAUCGAGAGUACAAGGUGAGUUAAAGGGAGUACACGUUGAGUUGAUGGGGAGACAAGGUCAGUUGAUGUAGAGCACAAGUGGAGUUGAUGGAGAGCACAAGGUGAGUUCAUGGGGAGUACAAGGUGAGUUGAUGGGGAGUACAAGGUGAGUUGAUCGAGAGUACAAGGUGAGUUAAAGGGGGUACACGUUGAGUUCAUGGGGAGUACAAGGUCAGUUAAGGGGAGUAAACGGUGAGUUGAUGGGGAGUACAAGGUGAGUUGAUGUAGAGCACAAGGUGAGUUGAUGGGGAGUACAAGGUGAGUUUAUGGAGAGCACAAGGUGAGUUGAUGGGGAGUACAAGGUGAGUUGAUGGGGAGUACAAGGUGAGUUGAUGGAGAGUACAAGGUGAGUUGAUGGGGAGUACAAGGUGAGUUGAUGGGGAGUACAAGGUGAGUUGAUGGGGAGUACAAGGUGAGUUGAUGGAGAGCACACGGUGAGUUGAUAGGGAGUACAAGGUGAGUUGAUGGAGAGCACAAGGUGAGUUGAUGGGGAGUACAAGGUGAGUUGAUGGGGAGUACAAGGUGAGUUGAGGGGAGUACAAGGUGAGUUGAUGCGCAGUACAAGGUGAGUUGAUGCGCAGUACAAGGUGAGUAAAGGGGGGUAUAAGGUGAGUUGGUGGGGAGUACAAGUUGAGUUAAUGUGUACAACGUGGGCUCUGUGACAAAGGAUGUUCUCUCUUUCAAGGGGAGCUCCAAAUAUGAGGUCAUUACUGAGGCAAAACUAAUCUUAAGACAAAUGAUUAUGUUUGAGCUGACAUGUGGGGCAAAUGUCUCGCGCUGGCAAUGUAAUUUAAUCGCUAGGGGGUCUCUACGACAAAACAAAGACACGUGUUACUUGCCCCAAUCCAUUAGUGCUUAUGUCAAUAUCUAUCUCAUGUUGUGUUCUGGCAAUCAAAAUAAUAUGAAAUAGCGUGCCUGUUAUUUUGACUCGCAUCUUGCUGGUUAAUUUUUGUUGGUGUUUUUUUGUUUGUUUUUUUUUCUUUUUUGUUUUGCGAAAAAGCGACGUUAUGUCAUGGUGACCAGUCGAUACAGUUUUGGGUUUGAGGUUUCAAUCGCAUGGUCGUUGCGUGAUGACGCAAGCCUUGUCCGACCAUACUCUCUAGCAAAAUGGCGAUCAGCCCCUCAGAAGAAAAAAAAUUGCGUCUUGAUUCCUUGUUAGAGCAAGCUUGUGUUUCAAAGGGAUUUCAAAGUUUCCUUCAUUUGACUAGCAGGAACCCGUUUUUAAAGUAUCCGAAGGAUGCUGUAAACAAAAAAUCUCAUUGUCCUUUUUUUUUUUUUUGCUUGAUUUCCCGACAGCAAAUCUACCUGCAACUGGACACGCAGGUACAGAACUUCACGUUGGCGCUGCUGGACCAGUGUCAAAGUUCAGACGAGGUCAAGGCCAUCCUGAGCGGCAAGUCCAGGCCCAGGGACUUCUACGACGAUUCCGGCGGGGGAGGCGAUCCGGCGGAGACGUCGGAAAACAUGGACGGUCGAGGGGAUAUUCUGCCCCUGGUUUACACGGCGGUCAGGAUGGAGCAGAAGAAGGUUGGUUCGGGGUCAAGGUCAAUGUUGCACCGCGUUAAAAAAGGAUGUUCAGCACUGAGACCUGUUAAUUUUUUUUUUUUUUUAAAGUAAACUUUUAAACAAAAAUAAUUGUUGUUUUUUUUACAAGACAAGUUUAAAUAAGCGCACUAAAAAUAAAAAAAUAAUAUAAUCUUCUUAAUAUGCCUUAAAAUUCAAUACGCAAAGAAGCUCUAAGCAGACAGGUAGGAAGACAAUCAUAAAUAAUAAUAACGUAACCAAAUCUUUAGAUGUCUCUCGUUAUAACUACAGAGCCACUAAUCCUCUGCAGAGCCACUAAUCCUCUGUGGGAAAAAAAGUGGGUGGUGCAUUAACACCAUAUAAUAAUUAAUUACAUUUAAUUUAUACAUUUUACAAAUGUAUAAAUAUAUAUAUAUAAGUUUAAAAUGUUCCGACAUUUUUCUCAUUGGUAAAACGUUUGCGUGAUGUUUUUAAAUUUUAUUAUUAUUAUUAUUAUUAUUAUUAUUAUUAUUAUUAUUAUUAUUAUUAUUAUUAUUAUUAUUAUUAUUAUUAUUAUUAUUAUUAUUAUUAUUAUUAUUAUUAUUAUUAUUAUUAUUGUUAUUACUUUUUUGCUUUUUAGUACCAGAAAAAAAAAUACUGGGGAAGAGGGGGGGGGUCGAGAAAGGGCGCAAACCGUUUUCUAUGCCAACACUCCCACUAAUUGUACAUAAUAAUUUAAUCAGUUGUUUCACGUGUACACACCUGGUCGUUAUCAAAACAUUCGGCUGUAGUAGCAUCAUUACACUGCAGGUGGGUUUUUUUUUUGUUGGUUUUUUUUUUGUUGGUUUUUUUUUUGUUGUUGUUGUUGUUGUUGAAUACUCAUUAGGUCGGAGUGUUAAGUGACUUGCUGAGCACACGUCCCCAACCAAACGGUUGAAUUAAUGGGAUGCUAAUUUUUAGUGGGUUUUUUUUUUGUUGGUUUUUUUUUUGUUGGUUUUUUUUUUGUUGUUGUUGUUGUUGUUGAAUACUCAUGAGGUCGGAGUGUUAAGUGACUUGCUGAGCACACGUCCCCAACCAAACGGUUGAAUUAAUGGAAUGCUAAUUUUUUUUUUAACGCGGCUACCGCGUCUGCCCCGAUGAGGUCUGCCAAUAUCUGUUUGAGAUACCAACCGGUAGAGUGACCUUCCGUGAACCCAGCACAAUGCCGGACAGGGUAAUGGGAUCCAUGGAUGGGAUCCAAGGAUGGGACCCAGUCUGUUGGGUUCGAUACACGUGCCAAAAAAAUUAAACGGAAAGACGAAAAAAAAAAAGGAAAAAAAGCCAGAAGCCAUAAAAAACGCUGCUAUAAAAAUCAGUAUGGAGGGGAGUCCCCCAGGGGGGCCAUACCUUUCCCAUAAUGCAUGAGCGGCAUCCUGUCGAGUAGACCAGUGGGUAAAUAGAGCGAUCACGAUCCAAUAUAUGCCAUUAUACAUAACUGUGCCCUCCUCCUCCUCUCGGUGCUUUAUGAUAAUUGACUCCCCCCACCCUGUGGCGCCCCCCCCCCACACACACUCUCCCCACAACAACACACUUUAUUAUUAUUAUUUUGUGUCCACCUCACAGACAUUCAUCAAAGCAUUUGCCAGUUAACCGCUAGAUUUUCCCAGUAGAACAACAUACAGACAUUGAAAACGAAUUCAAAUUUAUAACGGUUGCCAAUAAACUUAUAAAUUACAUGGCGAGAUGAAUAAUAAUCAGACCAAAUAUGUAUGCAAUUAUUGUCCUCCAACAUCUGAGUACAAAAAGCAUAGCCCAAAAGUAGCAUUAAAUUCUAUUUAAUUCGCUGCCCUAAAUAGAUCUGACCCCAGCGAAUUCUCUCCCCCCCCCACAACCCCACAAACACAAUUUUGACCUUAUCAAUGCUUAUGGGACCACACUGUCGCACUUUUAUAACAUACGUAUGCGCUAAUAGCAACGGGCCGGACAAUGAAACCCGAAAGGCAAAUGUGCGGGGGGGGGGCGGACAUUUAAGUUAAUUAGAAUAUAUUAAUGAUAAUGGGGGGCUCCGAGUUGUUAUCAAGCAAAUGCCGGGCAGAACAUGUUCAUAUGCUGGCAUUUCUAACACUCAAUCAACAAGCGCGAUGCAUUUGAGCACGACUUGGGGGUGGGGGGGGAGGGGGCUGGGGUUAAUGGGCGCGUAUGAACGGGGUUGUACGCAUGGGUCUUUGCUAAGCUAGGACGGCGCGUUAUUCAGUUUCAUUUUAUUUUCACUUUGAAGACAUGUCGUUUCUCAUAAAACAUUAUGUCAGUUGUAUUCAAACCUCUCACCACUGAGGAAAAGUCUUUAAAAAAUUAUUUAUGCUAGAUUUUUUGUUUCUUUUUGUUUAUUCAUGUGAGGCAUUUUAUUGUUCUGUUUUGGGAUCUGUCAGUGGGAUUUCAAAACGUCUUUUAUUGCUUUAUUUUUCUUUAAACACUAAACUGAUAUUCCAUUCUCCCCUGCCGCCCCCCCCCCCCCCCCCCCCCCCUCCCUUCUCUUCCCCCCCCCCAGUGCCAGGCUCAGAUCGGAGAGAUGUGGUACAGCGGCGUGCCCUUCCUGAGGUACCUCAACAGGUUCACCUACCUCAUGCUGGCAAUACCGCUGGGCAUCAUCUGCUGCCCCAUCCUCUCGUUUAUUUAUCUGGUCUCCCCGUGGGCCAAGGUGAGUAGAAGUUGAUUGUUGGAUUGGUCGGGUUGACUCUGUGGGAAGGUGAGUAGACGUUGAUUGUUGGAUUGGUGGGUUUGACUUUGUGGGAAAGUGAGUAGACGUUGAUUGUUGGAUUGGUGGGGUUGACUUUGUGGGAAGGUGAGUAGACGUUGAUUGUUGGAUUGGUGGGGUUGACUCUGUGGGAAGGUGAGUAGACGUUGAUUGUUAGAUUGGUGGGGUUGACUUUGUGGGAAGGUGAGUAGACGUUGAUUGUUGGAUUGGUGGGGUUGACUCUGUGGGAAGGUGAGUAGACGUUGAUUGUUGGAUUGGUGGGGUUGACUUUGUGGAAGGUGAGUAGACGUUGAUUGUUGGAUUGGUGGGGUUGACUUUGUGGGAAGGUGAGUAGACGUUGAUUGUUGGAUUGGUGGGGUUGACUUUGUGGGAAGGUGAGUAGACGGUUAUUACAGGUUUGGUGGGGUUGACUCUGUGAGAAGGUGAGUAGACGGUGAUUGUUGGAUUGGUAGGGUUGACUAUGUGGGCCAAGGUGAGUAGACAGUGAUUGUUGCAGUGGUAGGGUUGACUCUUUGCGACAGUUCAUUUUGAGAAAAAUCACAAAACUGCCCCGAUCUUUUUUUAUCUACUUUUUAAGUCGCACACAAUAUUGUCUGUCAUUUCAUAUUGACCUGAUACAUCUGAUGACACAUUCAUUUUUCUAAAUAUCGACAACAGAAAUGGGUCAUGUUGGGUUCAUUGAUAUAAAACGAAUGCAGAGACAGUGAGGGCUUUUUGAAGGUUUAAGCUUCAUGUGGAUGUUGUUCAUUUUGCAGGAGGCAAAAAUCUUACUCAAAUUUUACUUCUUGACUUGGCCAAUAGAACUACACUGCACUUCACAUUCUUCUUUACUCCACACGUAAACAGCAUUUCACACGUACACUACACUCCACAAGUGCACUACACUUCACAAGUGCACUACACUUCACAAGUGCACUACACUCCACAAGUACACUGCACUCCACUCCACAAGUACACUGCACUCCACAAGUACACUGCACUCCACAAGUACACUGCACUCCACAAGUACACUGCACUCCACAAGUACACUGCACUCCACAAGUACACUACACUCCACAAGUACACUGCACUUUCCUGUGUAAUUUACUUCGUAGCAGCACGUAUUUAGUGUUACUGUAAAUUUGGCCCUUGUAUGACUUCAUAACUAGUCUCUCACACAGACUCUUUAGAACAUUGCCUGUAUCCUUGUAUUCCCUCUAAAUCAACGUGUGUUCAAAUCCCCCUCUCUAGGUGUCCCGCAUUGUCAACACACCUCUGAUGAAGUUCCUCUCGUACACCUGCUCGUACCUCACCUUCCUCAUCCUCAUCAUUGUGGCCAAGCUCUACUUCCGCCACUACAUAGACAGCUUCACCUGCGACUCACCUGAGACGUUCGCCUACGUCAUCAUGCUCAUCAUUUUCAUGUGGAUAUCAGGUUGUGCCCCUAAAGCUAUCUACUCUAAACCUAUCUACUCUAAAGCUAUAUUCCCUAAAGCUAUCUACCCUAAACCUAUCUACCCUAAAGUUUUAUUCCCUAAAGCUAUCUACCCUAAAGCUAUCUACUCUAAAGAUAUCUACCCUAAAGCUAUCAACCCUAAAGUUAUAUUCCCUAAAGCUAUCUACCCUAAAGCUAUCUACCCUAAAGCUAUCUACUCUAAAGCUAUAUUCCCUAAAGAUAUCUAUCCUAACCCUAUCUAACUUAACCCUAUCUAACCUAACACUAUCUUAUCUUACCCUAAAUGCCCUUACCUUAUUUACCUUAACGCUAUCGAACCUAGCCCUAUCGACCCUAACCUUAUCUACCCUAACGUUAACUACUCUAAAUCUAUCUAGCAUAGCACUGCCUAACCUAACCCUAUCUAACCUAACCUUACCUUCCCUAACCCCAUCUAACCUAAGCCUAUCUAACCUUACCCUAUCUAGCCUAAGCCUAUCUAACCUUACCCUAUCUAACCUAACCCUACGUUAUCUACCUUAACACUAACUGCUCUAACCCUAUCUAACCUACCUAGUCUACCUAACACUACCUAACCUUACGUUGCCUCUAUGUCCUAUUAUUACGAUUGUCACUGAAAAUCUUGUGUCAAUAUCUGCAACGCAACAUAACCUGACAAAACGGAUAAGAAGGCAAUCAAAACGCUGUAUAUUCAAACUAUAACCUAUACUUGCAAAAGCAAAUUAUCAUUAGCUAUAAGUUGUUAAAAAAUGACAUGGGGGGUCUUUUCUUUGGUUAGAUUUACAAACAGUUUAUUUUUUUACCAUUUGCACCCUAACCCUAACCCUAACCUUAACCUUAACCCUAACGGACCCUAAAGUUAAAUAACUACAUGUUUGAUUCGGUGUAAACAAAAAACAAAAAAAUUAACUCCUGCACUAAAUUAAACAUAGCUUUGAGUUACAUUUUUAGGCCAGUAAAAUGUGAUUUUAUUUAAAAUGAACAAAUUUUUUUUUAAACAAAUCUAUUCGAAAUCCAGUUGUUGGUUUUUUUUUUUUUUUUGUUAAUUUCUCAACCGUUUUGCUCCAAGGUCUGAUUUUUGAAGAAUGUAAACAAAUCUUUUCCGCUGGUGCAAGAGAUUACUUCGCCUCGUUUUGGAACAUCAUCGACAGCGCCAUUUUUUUUUUUUUUUUUUUUUUUGUUAAUUUCUCAACCGUUGUGCUCCAAGGUCUGAUAUUUGAAGAAUGUAAACAAAUCUUUUCCGCUGGUGCAAGAGAUUACUUCGCCUCGUUUUGGAACAUCAUCGACAGCGCCAUGCUGAGCCUUCUGCUGGCGUCUUUCGUGCUGGAACUUGUCACGCCGAUGAGGCUGUAUGAGGUAAGCUGAUACCAACCUCAAAGAUCCUGUCACGCCGAUGAGGCUGUACAAGGUAAGCUGAUACCAACCUCAAAGAACUUGUAAGCCGAUAAAGUUGUACAAGGUAAGCUGAUACAUCCUCAAAUAUCCUGUCGCGCCGCUGAGGCUGUAUGAUGUGGGCUGAAUCCAACCUCAAAGAACUCGUCACUUCAAUGAGUUUGUAUGAGUUAAGAUUAUACCAUCCUCAAAGAACUCGUCACUCCAAUGAGUUUGUAUGAGUUAAGAUUAUACCAUCCUCAAAGAACUCGUCACUCCAAUGAGUUUGUAUGAGUUAAGAUUAUACCAUCCUCAAAGAACUCGUCCCGCCGAUGAGGUUCUAUAUGAUAACAAGAUCCCUAACUCCCUAUAACGUAUCAAUAACCCUCCAACACCAUGAAAAAAAAGCCUUUCAAUUAUGACCUUGACCCCCACAGAUCGCGUGGGACGAGAGUGAGCCAAUGACAUCCACUCUGACACCAACCCAUAUGCCGACGCUGUUCUACCAACCCGGAAACGACUCCAGCGUCCUUGACUUUCACAUCCCGGCCCCGGCCGUCUCGGAUCAGUCGCACACGUCAUCCAUCUGCGAGCAGACGAGGAGGGCGGCCGCCAUCGCCAACGCUGAUUUCUGUGAGGAGUUCUCCGGCAACCUGCAAGGUACGCGAGAUCUCAUUCAGCGUCGUAUCCACUGGCUAUUCGGUGUGUGGUUUAGGGGGGGGGGGGCUCUCAAUGUUUCUCCUUUUACCCCUGCAUAAAACUAAAUCAUAUUUGAGUGGCUCCACUACUGGUUAUAGAAAGGUUGUUGCCCGAGGGUAAAUAGACGUCUGGAAUAUUUGGGGUUAGGGUUAGGGUUUAGGGUUAGGGUUNCCCGGCCCCGGCCGUCUCGGAUCAGUCGCACACGUCAUCCAUCUGCGAGCAGACGAGGAGGGCGGCCGCCAUCGCCAACGCUGAUUUCUGUGAGGAGUUCUCCGGCAACCUGCAAGGUACGCGAGAUCUCAUUCAGCGUCGUAUCCACUGGCUAUUCGGUGUGUGGUUUAGGGGGGGGGGCUCUCAAUGUUUCUCCUUUUACCGCUGCAUAAAACUAAAUCAUAUUUGAGUGGCUCCACUACUGGUUAUAGAAAGGUUGUUUCACGAGGGUAAAUAGACGUCUGGAAUAUUUUGGGUUAUGGUUAGGGUUUAGGGUUAGAGUUAGGUUUAGCUUUAGGGUUAGGGUUUAGGGUUAGGGUUUAGGGUUAGGGUUUAGGGUUAGGGUUUAGGGUUAGGGUUUAGGGUUAGGGUUAGGUUAGGGUUACGGUAAGUGUUAGAGUUAGCGUAAGGGUUAGAUUUAAGGUCAAAAAUGGUCUGCCAAUUCUUAAAUUUUAAAUUUUUUAAAAUAUCCUACAACAAAAAAAAAAAAACAGGGCGAAUGAAUUGUCUUGAUCAGUGGUCCGGAACCUUUCUAAUGCUGCGAUCCUUUAAUUCGAUUCCUCCAUCCAAUAAAAUUGUUUUCGUUGCCACUUUAUAAAUAUGUGUUUAAGGGUCGUUGGACCAUCGGUCGAGACUCACAGGUUGAGAACCACUGGUCUAAAUGAACUACACCUAAAAUAUUGUUAUUUAGACUUAAUAAGGGAAAACAAUCUAUAUUUUUAUGAAUAAAAUCAAGAAAAAAUAAAUAAUAAAAUGAUGAAAAUGCCACCAAGAAAAUGUGCGCAAUGCAGAAAACGCGGGAAAAAACUUACUUAAGAAUAUGUGCGCAAUGUUGCAAACUCUUAACUUCUCCUCCCCCCCCCCCCCAACCAGUCGUAUGGGAACCAUCCUGGGUACCUGAUCCCGAACUGCUCUCCGACGUCUUGUUCAGUCUCGGGAUGAUCUUCAGUGUCAGCAGGUUCUCCUUCAUCAUGCCAGCCAACGAGGCACUGGGCACUAUGCUGGUGUCUUUCAGGUACGUCGUUACAGCAGGUUCUCUUCAUCAUGCCAGCCAACGAGGCACUGGGCACCAUGCUGGUGUCUUUCAGGUACGUCGUUGCAGCAGGUUCUCCUCCACCAUGCCAGCCAACGAGGCACUGGGCACCAUGCUGGUGUCUUUCAGGUACGUCGUUGCAGCAGAUUCUCCUUCACCAUGCCAGCCAACGAGGCACUGGGCACCAUGCUGGUGUCUUUCAGGUACGUCGUUGCAGCAGGUUCUCCUUCACCAUGCCAGCCAACGAGGCACUGGGCACCAUGCUGGUGUCUUUCAGGUACGUCGUUGCAGAAGGUUCUCCGUCAUCAUGCCAGUCAACGAGGCACUGGGCACCAUGCUGGUGUCUUUCAGGUACGGCGUUAGUUUCUCUUCAGUACUGUGUUGGUAACUGACAGACGGAUCUCUUUCAACUGGAAACCGAAAAAAGCUCCAGAGUCAGACCAAAAUAUUUAAUGGUGACGCAUCCCAUGUUGAUAUGGCUGCAUUAUGGCUGGAAAUAGGUUUUAAGCAAACCAACACCCAGGAAUAUGCAAUGUGUCUUAACUCGGGUUUUGUAUCACUUGUAGGGGUUCUCUCUCUCUCUCUCUCUCUCUCUCUCUCUCUCUCUCUCUCUCUCUCUCUCCCUCUCUCUCUCUCUCUCUCUCUCUCUUAACGUGUUUCUUAUAAGAUGGGAAAAAUAAGUUUGUGUAACACCCAGGAAUAUGCAAUGUGUCUUAUCUCGGGUUUUGUAUCUCUUGUAUGGGUUCUCUCUCUCUCUCUCUCUCUCUCUCUCUCUCUCUCUCUCUCUCUCUCUCCCUCUCGCUCUCUCUCUCUCUCUCUCUUAACGUGUUGCUUAUAAGAUGGGAAAACUAAGUUAGUGUUAUUAAACUUGGGAUUAAGGAUAUCUGUUCGACUCCAGCAGGAAAAAAUCUAUUUUCUUUGGAUUUUUACGGCUAGUGUGCGUGGCAUGUAGACUAUGCACAUGUUAAAAUUAUUAUCUGUUUUUUUCUACUUAUUAUACCAUAAAAACCGAGUAUUUUCUUAUAUAGAAAGAGAUGUAGUAAUAACUUACCGGUUACUGUUCUAAUGAACCAUUCUCAAAAUAAUGAAUCUAUGAUGAUAAGAUUCGUAUACGCGACUGAAGAGAUCCUCUAUUUCAGACGCACUGUUGUGGACAUCGCUAAAAUCUUCGGGAUGUUCGUCUUGGUCCUGAUGGCGUUCACCUGUGGCAUGGCGGCACUGUACUCACCCAGCAGAUGUCAGAGCGAGCAUUUCGACAGGUGGGUGUGCAGGUCGUAGCGCCAUCUUUCUGGCAUUCUAGUGACGAGGGCCAGGGUGUCGUAUGAUGGAGUCAAGUUUUCUCUCUUAAAUGAACAAAAUUUGUUUCAUCUUAAUUUCUUGUAUGAACAAACUAAUUUUUAGUACUUUUGUGCAUCUCCCCAACCCUCACCUUCCCCCACUGCAUCUCCCCACCCACUCUUCUCCACUUCACCUUCCCCAUCUCCCUCCUUCCACCUCACCAUUCCACCUCCCCCCAUUCCACCUCCCCCCACUCCACCUCCCCCACCCCAUCUCCCUCACCAACCAACCCACCAACAUCUUCGCCCUUCUAACCCGUAGACCAAAGCAUUGCUGAUACUGACCACAUGUCACCUUCCCCCAGUUUCACCACAACGCUGUCAACGUUGACCUGGAGCGUGUUCGGCCUGGGUGACGUCAGAGCACCAGAACUCAAAGACUCCGAGGUGAAGGUGUCGUCCCUCACCAACAACCCUGACAGGUAAUCACCGAGGUUUUGCAAUGACCAGAAAGGUCUGUCCGCGCCUGCAUCAUCACUCAGCAUCCAAUCUCUUCACUUUUAUGUUAUGACAAUACACCGACUCUCAGAUUCAGUUAUAAUGUAAUGCUAAAUUUUUUUUUUAUGAAAUCACACAUUAGUUAAUGGGGUUUGUUAUUUAAAGGCGGAAAUCUAUUUAUAAAACAACGGCGGGAGUGGGGUUGGGGGGGGGUGGGAUUAAGUCUAGGCAAUCUAAAUUAAGAUUUUAAUAAAAAAACAUUCUGGUAUUUUGCUUGGCCAAUUUCUCAACAGCUAUUUGAUACUUCUAAGUCAAUGUCAGACAGCGUAGUGGGUCUUGGCCUAGACGAAAACGGGUUACAACUUUAUUUUACGAGCGAUUUUACAAACAAACUGUUAAUGCUAUCGAUAUCAUUGGAUAUAUAUAUAUAUAUAUAUAUAUAUAUGUGCGGAAAUACAUUGUUAGACGCUAUGUUUUACGAAAACAUUGUCUAAAAAUAGUAACAUUGCGCCAUGCGAUGUGACGUGUUCCGGUCUUAGGAAUGACAAACAUCCUACUGGAUAAAGCCAUUGAACGUCGUUUUCUUUUUCACAGCCGAAAUAUUCCGGUGUGUUUUUGGGUUUUUCAUUUUUUUAAAUCCUUAUUUCCCUUAGUUGACACAUAUCACUGAUACCAAGAAAUGCUGCCAGUCUCAUCCAAAUUGUCUCUCGUGCUAACCUUCCAGGUCCCUGGGGGCAGCUACUGUAGGCUUUUAUCUGUACGGCAUUUACGUGUUUUGCACCACGGUGGUGCUCCUCAACCUCCUGAUCGCCGUCAUGUCCAACACAUUCCAGGAAGUGCAGGUGAGUACACCAGAAAUAGAAUUCCAGGAAGGGCAGGUUUAUAAACCACGGGUGAGGAAUGCUGAGCGAAAAACCACCAACUUGUUAUUAAUAAAACACACUGAAAUAAUUGCAGGCAUUCGUAGAUUGCUACCAUGGCCCACAAUUCGAUUAAUCUCUGUGAACAUACAAGUUUAUAGGUGAAGAGCUUCGUCCCCAAGGAAGGAGAUCCUUCAUGAGUUGUUCUUUUUUUUUUCCCUGAAUCUAAAAAUGAUUACAUGGUACAUCAUUUUUUUUAAUGAAUGUUACAUUUUUAUACAUUUCAUGUGUACUACAAGAUAUUUUGGACUUAAUGCCAUGCACUUUUAUAACCUGUAGUUUUUUGCAUACAUAUAUACAUAUAAUAAUUUUUGCUUUGUUUUUUUUUAAAUUAUGUAAAUGGUAAUUUUCUUUGAAAAUAUUUUGUAUUUACAAUUUUAAUUUCUGGUAAUAAUAUUCUGGACGUAAUCUGAAGUUUAUUUUUUUUUUUAAUGGUCGUUAUAGCCAAUACAGAAGUGAUAAUAAUUUUUAGCCUUGCACUGUAGCUGCAGGCCUAGGCAACGAGACUGGCCACUAGAUUGGAACAAGGCGCUCUGAAUUUCCUUGUGUUGUUCCAGGACGAGAGAGACGUCGAGUGGAAGUUCGCCCGCACAGAGCUCUGGUUGGCGUUCAUAGAACCAGGGACGCCGGUGCCGCCACCUUUUAACAUCGUGCCCAGUCCGAGGCUCGCGUGGAAGCUGGUCAUGUGGCUGUGCAGACGAUCGAAGUUCAGACACCUGCUGGCGCACGAGGGCAAGAAAGUCCGUUAUGUGGCCGUGCAGGUGAAGAUCUCAGAUCGGUGGUCAAGACCUUGGGGAGCAUAAAGAGCAAGAUUAUCGUGUGUCAUAUGUCUUUUAUAGAAUCUAAAAACGAAUAGGUCAUAUCUUCUCAUAGGGAUCUUUUGUGAUUACUCUCAAACCAAUGGGGAUCCUAGUGCUAAGUCUCCAACCAAUGUAGAGCUCUGUGCUUACUCUCAAACCAAUGAUUAUCUUCUUGCUUACUCUCAAACUCAUUGGGGGGGGGGGGGUCUCUUUGCUUACUCGCAAACCAAAGGGGAUCUUUGUGCUAACUUUCAAACUAUUGAAACUUUAGGUGGCAGGGGCGAUAAUUUAAGGAAUAUAUGUGACAUUUUGUUAAAUCAGGCGAAAUGCCAAACUGGAUUGGAUUCUUCCAAAAAAUAUGCAAAGAUUAUUUUUUUACCACCCAAUGACUUUGAGGUGACUGCGUAUAAAAAUUUGAAAUAGAGGCAGAGGUGAAUAAAAAGAAGAAAAGUUAGGCUGAACUAGCAAAAGAUAGCCCUGGGACAGUGACAGAUAGAACGUUUAGACUCAAUUAGGGAGUGAGAAAUGCUAAGAACAAGAAGAAGAUAUAUUCAAACUCAUUGUUUGGAGGGACAAAAAAAAAUAUCCAUUCAAUUCAAGUCACUGCAAAAUGUUCGAAGUAUACAUCUUUAUUACACUUUGCAUUCUUUGAGUUAUAGAAAAGAAAGGCAAGAAAAGUGGCGAAGUCUGCUUGUGGGCUUCAAGGAUUUCAUUAUCAGAAAACAAUUACUUAUUUUAGAAAACUGUAAAAACGUGACGUUUUUCGGUUGAGAUUUUUUUAAUUUGGACUUUUUUUUUUACCCCAACAAAAAUUGAUGUUCUAUCCAUCGGGGGGGGGGGGGCGUUUCUUGUGUCUGGCGCUACUCUAGUGUACUAAUGAUUCCUUUUUUUUUUUUAAAGACUUUUCACUCUUAUAACUCUUUUAUUUCGGUUAUUAAUAUGCUUUACACUUUUUAUUUAACCCCAUUUAUUACAUCAAAAACCUGCAUCUAGGAAUGAAUUAUAAUUGUAUUUUAGCAUGUAUAUUUUAUUUGUUUAUUUAAUCAUCUAAUUUUAACUGAAACCAUUUUAUUUUCAUUUCUUUCCCAAAUCAACUUACCUCCCAUGUUUGACUUGUAUAUGUUAUAUGACUAUAAUUUACCUCCACCCCCACCCCAUGUUUGACUUGUAUAUGACUAUAACUCCCCCUCCUGCAUGUUCACCCACCCGGCAACCCCCUUCACUUUGCACUACCGGUACCAUCAUUAAGACGGGAAGCAACUUCGAGCUCCAGGACAUGGAGGAAGCCAAGAGUGAGUCUUCCAUCGAAGGUCGUCAUACGAGGAACGUGAGUACAUGUCACAUUGGUCGUUUUGUUCAUGUGAUGCAGACAGCGGUCUUUUGGCUUGGUAAUAGGUGGCAACAUUCUUCCCUUAAUAUAUAGAGUCUCCAAGGGUUGUUUGUUUUUUUUUUUUUAAUCAUGUCUAGAAAAUGGAAAAUAUGUGGGUAUCAGAAACUAAAUGUUGGUAUCAGAAACUAAAUUUUUGUUUUCAGAAACUAAAUUUUUGUUUUCAGAAACUAAAUUUUGGGUAUCAGAAACUAAAUUUUGGGUAUCAGAAACUACAUUUUUGAUAUCAGAAACUAAAUUUUUAGUAUCAGAAACUUAAUUUUUGCUAUCAGAAACUAAAUUUGAGCUUAAACAACUACAAAAAAAAUCAUUCUUUCCCUGAUUAAAUUUUCAUGCUAAAAAAAAGAUGGGCUUCUUUUAAAUCACAUAACAGACUGCCUAAAGUUACGUUCAAGAGUAUGCAAGAGUUUGUCUGGAUAUACUAGCUCUAUUGCAUUAUCCCCCACCCCCAUACACCCCCACUUUUUUUCCAAUACCACCUAAGGCGCUGAGCUUAUCUUAACUUAUCAACGCCCAUUUAUCAUUUUUGUCCACCACCAUUCCCCACCCCAUUCCAAAUCACCCCCCCCCCCAAUUUUAGAUCACCCCCCAUUCCAAAUCACCCCCCAUUUCAAAUCACCCCCAUUGCAAAUCACCCCCAUCUGCUCAGUACAUUNGGGGGGGGGGGGGGGCUUCGGAUCACUGUUAAAAUUAAUUUUCUCAAAUAUCAUAUUGUUAUUUAUCAACUUAACUUGUCACUCUCCUUACCUUAAAUGGGCGUAGUUUACUGUGAUACAGUAUUCACCCAACUUGGCAGAUCAGUCUACGGUGACGCUCCUGGUAGUAUGGUUUAUGGAUCCGCCUUUGUCUAAUUCAAAAUAUUCAAAUCUAUAUUAUAUGUACAUUUUGCUUUAUUUCAGAACUGAAUUACCUGUUUAAUUUACUCCUUAGAUUUUUUUUUUUAUUUGACCUUUGACAUAUUUUCUUAUCUACUCUCUACUGCUAACCCCGUAUGGCUUACACUACUUUGUUUCCAUUGAGUUGGUUUUCUAAAUGUAUAUAAUUCUGUUUCGGACCUUAAUAUUUUAACACAAAAUGGCUGCAUAUCGUGGAUUAAUGUACAGCAAGGUAUGUGGAAGCUUGAAUCGAAAGUCAUAACAAUAAAGGAAGAACUUUUCGGCUUAGAGACUUCCUCAGCAGACGGGACGCAUGAAAAACAAGAAAUAGAAACUAGUACGAAAAACGUAAGCGUUCGCCAUUGUUAUGACCGGAAGUUAUUUCAUUUAUUUAUUCUUCUUGUGGUAUCCUUAAUUCGUGGAUAAUAUGUCAAUCCACAAUCCCUUAUUUUUCGCCGCCAAUUAACGCAGUAUGUUUAAAUCUCCGAUUGCGUCCAUCCACUGCGCUUACUUGGAAUAGAAGUUAUAGAGGAGUUUAGAAUCCCAUUUUGGGAGUGUAAAGUCAAUGAAGGUGCUGGAGUUAAAGCAGAUGAUUUGUCUUGCAGGAUGUCAUGUGCCUUCUCGUGCGACGUUACGUCAGACAAGUCGAACGCGUGAAGAUUGAAGGAGAGGAUGGGGAGAAAAGUAAGUGUCCAGUUUGAUCAGUUGUGUCCAGGUCAUUUUAAGAUGACAUCGGAACCUCGUGCUAGUUGGCUUUUUCUCUUUUUUUUUCCUUUGAAAUACUGUUUCUGAUUGUUGGCAAAUAUCCUCAGUGUACUUCAAAAUAUGCUCGUCAGCUGAUGUCCUUUCGGCGCCACUUUCCAGCUUAUAACGUAGAAUCUAAAUGUGCUGUAUCUGUAUCUAUAGCACGAUGUGGUUUUUAAAAAAAAGUUGGAUAAAUAACAAAAAAUUAUAAAAUAAAUGGAAUUUGAAAGUGAAUAUACAACUUCCCAAAAUAACCAGUUUCAAAUCCUUUAAUAACUCUAUAAUCUAGAACAUUGUAAAUCCCUAGUCCACAAUGUCUUCAGGACAUAAAUGAGCAGGGCAGAGUUAAUCCCUAGUCCACAAUGUCUUCAGGACAUAAAUGAGCAGGGCAGAGUUAAUCCCUAGUCCACAAUGUCUUCAGGACAUAAAUGAGCAGGGCAGAGUUAAUCCCUAGUCCACAAUGUCUUCAGGACAUAAAUGAGCAGGGCAGAGUUAAUCCCUAGUCCACAAUNUAACGAGGUUCUUCUCCGCUAGCGUCAAAUUUUAACGAGGUUCUUCUCCGCUAGCGUCAAAUUUUAACGAGGUUCUUCUCCGCUAGCGUCAAAUUUUAACGAGGUUCUUCUCCGCUAGCGUCAAAUUUUAACGAGGUUCUUCUCCGCUAGCGUCAAAUUUUAACGAGGUUCUUCUCCGCUAGCGUCAAAUUUUAACGAGGUUCUUCUCCGCUAGCGUCAAAUUUUAACGAGGUUCUUCUCCGCUAGCGUCAAAUUUUAACGAGGUUCUUCUCCGCUAGCGUCAAAUUUUAACGAGGUUCUUCUCCGCUAGCGUCAAAUUUUAACGAGGUUCUUCUCCGCUAGCGUCAAAUUUUAACGAGGUUCUUCUCCGCUAGCGUCAAAUUUUAACGAGGUUCUUCUCCGCUAGCGUCAAAUUUUAACGAGGUUCUUCUCCGCUAGCGUCAAAUUUUAACGAGGUUCUUCUCCGCUAGCGUCAAAUUUUAACGAGGUUCUUCUCCGCUAGCGUCAAAUUUUAACGAGGUUCUUCUCCGCUAGCGUCAAAUUUUAACGAGGUUCUUCUCCGCUAGCGUCAAAUUUUAACGAGGUUCUUCUCCGCUAGCGUCAAAUUUUAACGAGGUUCUUCUCCGCUAGCGUCAAAUUUUAACGAGGUUCUUCUCCGCUAGCGUCAAAUUUUAACGAGGUUCUUCUCCGCUAGCGUCAAAUUUUAACGAGGUUCUUCUCCGCUAGCGUCAAAUUUUAACGAGGUUCUUCUCCGCUAGCGUCAAAUUUUAACGAGGUUCUUCUCCGCUAGCGUCAAAUUUUAACGAGGUUCUUCUCCGCUAGCGUCAAAUUUUAACGAGGUUCUUCUCCGCUAGCGUCAAAUUUUAACGAGGUUCUUCUCCGCUAGCGUCAAAUUUUAACGAGGUUCUUCUCCGCUAGCGUCAAAUUUUAACGAGGUUCUUCUCCACCAGCGUCCAGCGAUGAAAUGAUGAGGCGGCAAAUUGAGAGGUUGGGGGCAAAGGUCGAGAAGAGGCUCGACGACCUCCAGAGCAAGCUCAGUCGGAUCGAGAGGGAGAUGGACGUGGUCAAGGUGGACGGCAGCAAGACCCAGACCCUACAACAAGAGCAUCUCAGCCGAUUCGUGGAGUAUUCGGAGAGGAAGACAUCAGUGGUGAGUUGAGUUCAGGGGUGAUCGCGGUUGGCCGGUGUAUCUGUGCUACUUCUUUGGCAGAGAUAGAUUGUUCAUAUUUGAGCUACCUUUUGGCAGAGACAGUAGGUUCAUCUAUGUGCUACUUCUUUGGCAGAGAUAUAAUGCUGAUAUUUUUGCCAUAUCGUUAGCAGAGAUAGAAUUACCUCAGAUGAAGUGUUGCUGGUUGAGAGGCAGACCAGCCUAGCAGUACGAUUAAUUUCAUCUAUUCAAUGGCUCUCUUAUCCUUCCUCAGACUGACAAGUACGCACACUUCCUGGACGAGGCCAAGCUGCAGAUUCUGUCUAGGAUGGACUCGGAGAGAAUACAGAUGGAGAGGGUGCUGGAGCAUCGGGUGGGGACCCUUGCCAGGAAGCUGGAUGAGAGCACGCGCCUGCUGUCCCAGCAAGUGGACAAGCUGCAGGGUCUCAAAGGUCCAGGGUCGGCUCCUCAAUCUCCAUCAAGGAUGAAAUAG
Lymnaea stagnalis (great pond snail) is the source of this 21891-nucleotide messenger RNA. The record is from the annotation of a GenBank genome assembly. NCBI's taxonomy places the organism in Eukaryota, Metazoa, Mollusca, Gastropoda, Lymnaeidae.